Molecule: messenger RNA, 960 nt
Organism: Phytophthora sojae
Lineage: Eukaryota; Oomycota; Peronosporomycetes; Peronosporales; Peronosporaceae
Exons: 2
Coding region: 1-837 (278 amino acids)
Biological process (GO): response to endoplasmic reticulum stress
Cellular component (GO): endoplasmic reticulum lumen
Molecular function (GO): protein disulfide isomerase activity; protein-disulfide reductase activity
Source: RefSeq, a predicted model, not a curated record
AUGCGAGGCGUGGCGCUGCUGGUGUGCGCGGCGGCGGCGAGCCUGCUGGCCGGCGUGCAGGGCAUGUACUCGAGCGAGGACAGCGUGAAGGUGCUGGACCCGGAGAGCUUCCGCGAGCAGGUGCAGCAGGACUCGGGCGUGUGGCUCGGAUCCGUCAAGGUGGCUGCCAUUGAGGCGACGGCCAAUGAGCAGAAGACGGCCGAGUACGGCAUUGAAGGAUUCCCGACCAUUAAGGUGUUCGGACCCAACGCCAUGGGCCCGUCCGACGCCGACGACUACCAGGACGAGCGCACUGCCGCUGCCAUCACGGAGUUCGGUCUCGCGGCGCUGGAUGUGAUGGGCGGCGGCCUGCGGAUCAAGGAGCUAAUCUCGGAGGAGACCCUGACGGACUUCUGCGAGGGCAAGUCGAGCUGCGUCAUCAGCGUGCUGCCGUACAUUACGGAAGGCGGCAAGAGUGCGCGUGAGAGCUACAUUAAGACGCUCGAGGAGGCGGCCAAGCUGGUGCGCGGCAAGCCGUUCAAGUUCGGAUGGAUGCAGGGUGGUGACCAGCUCGACUUCGAGAGCCGCUUCGAGCUGACGUUCGGAUACCCGUCGCUGGUGGCCAUCAACCUCGACCGCAAGCGCUAUGUCGUGCAGCGCGGCGCCUUCACGGCCGAAGCUAUUAGCGAGUUCCUGCAGGGCGUGAUGCAGGGCCGCGAGUCGACCGUCGGCUUCGACAAGCUGCCGGAGAUCAAGACGGUCAAGCCGAGGGAUGGCAAGGACGUGCAGCUGGACGAGAUCGAGGAGGACGAGGACGACGAUAUCAUGAACGAGAUUCUGGGCAACGCCGCCGACUAGGACGAGAUUUAGAUUUUGGAGUGCACAUUUAGAAGAACUUUGCGUGCAUUCAUUCACUUGUGUCGAGCAUUCGUAAGACAGUUUGACGACAAAUCAAAUGUAGCCAUGUGAUUGGCUAAUAUU